This is a messenger RNA of Ectocarpus siliculosus, 1017 nucleotides long. The record is from the annotation of a GenBank genome assembly. NCBI's taxonomy places the organism in Eukaryota, Phaeophyceae, Ectocarpales, Ectocarpaceae.
AUGGCGUCGUUCUACCCACAGCAGAUCGUGUGGAAAAUAUGUGCCAGCAAGGCCGGCUCACCGCCGGCCACCACAACACAAGACUCACGCGAAGGCAUACGCUCUUUCCGCUUUCCGUGUGCGUCUCCCGGUAAUUUGCCGGACCUCCGUUCCCCUCCCUCAGGAGCCAUCCCGCCCGAGCUUGGGCGACUCCACUCCCUUACGGAUCUUCGUCUGUACUGCAACCAUCUCUCCGGCGGCAUCCCGCCGGAGCUAGGAAAUCUCCAUGCUCUCAAGAAGCUAGUGGUCUACAGCAACGACCUCUCCGGGACGGUUCCGCCGGAGCUGGAGGGGCUACGGGCUCUGGAGGAGCUCCUUUUGUCGGACAACAAGUACCUCCUAGGCGACAUCCCGCCGGGGCUGGACCGAAACCUCGCUCUGAACAGGCACACGAAGCAGCUCCCCGCCGGCGUACUCGCGGGCAUGUUUUCUCCGAUUGGUAGCUCUCGCUGGGAGGACGCCACGCUGGAGGACGAUUCGAAAACGAUAUUCUCUAUCUUCUCCGUAGAUGGCAACGAAGCAGUGACUCCUGCUGAUUCUCGUGCCCCUUCAGCUGAUCCUCCAUUCGCUGGUGCUGGCGCUGCUGGUGCUACCGGUGGUGGUGGUGCUACUGAGAAACAGCGGGAGCGCCAAGGGGGAAGGCGACGGAGGGAACGAGCCAGAGCCAAUAAGCCCCGGGUGGCGAAAGUGUUAGAUUCGAUGGCAGAGGCGUGGCACGUCGUGGUGCCGAUUGCCGACGACGCCACCAGCGUCUGGCUGCUGGUUAAGGUAGCGGCGGCGAGGAUGGGCCCGCUGUGGUGGGUCAGCGCCGCCGCGCUGUCGGCGGCCGGCCUGGAGCGCGCGUGGCUCGUCCUCACGCUCUGCGCCGUGCUCGCCCUGAUGCCGCUCCUAGGGAUCGUUCGCGUCGUGCUGGCCGCGCUGGCGUGGUGCGCCAGGCUGUGCACGUUUCCCCCCGGCACCGUGUGCUGCCUCUGCGUU